Molecule: messenger RNA, 729 nt
Organism: Kwoniella botswanensis
Lineage: Eukaryota; Fungi; Basidiomycota; Tremellomycetes; Tremellales; Cryptococcaceae
Exons: 7
Coding region: 1-729 (242 amino acids)
Cellular component (GO): zeta DNA polymerase complex
Source: RefSeq, a predicted model, not a curated record
AUGACUACUACUGCCGCUCAGCAGCCAGGACUGAGCUACAAAGAAAUAGCAGAUGCGAUAAUAUCGUUCUUGGAGAUAUCCCUCCACACGAUCCUCUAUCUCCGUUCCGUUUAUCCACCCUCGACUUUCUCACGUAGAAGAGCCCAUCAAGUCCCAGUCUAUCAAUCUCGACAUCCUCAAGUCCGAUCUUACAUCACCAAUGUCGUUUCCUCCCUGGCUCCAGAGAUACAUAGUGGGAAGCUGAAACGGAUGACAGUGGUGAUCAAGGGAGUGGAAGAUGGAUUACCUAGGGAGAGGAUGAUCUUCGAUUUGGGGUAUUUGGCGGAAUUGGAUAAGCUUAGAGAAGGCAGAGGAAGUGAGGUAGGGUUGAUAGGCGCACCGAACGCGGAAGAACUGGGAUUGAUGCUACGUGGUUUCUUGAUAAAACUAAAUGCGUUAGAAGGACAGUUAUUGGAUAACCAAGGCGAGACCACUUUUGCGGUGAUAAUCGAGACGAACGAUUCGCUUGAACCUUCCUCAAACAACAAUGAAGAUGGGUCUAUCGCACCAUGGAUACCUGCCUUGGCAAACGAUACCUUGCAUCCACCAUCUUCACAGGAUCUUGAAGGCUGUACGGAAAAACACGAACCGUUGCUGAAUGUGAAAGCAGUUGAGACAGGUGUGAUAGAUAUCCGAUUGAUGGUGCAAGAAUGUGUAGCUAAAACAGGUAUCGAAAGAUUAGAUCCGUAA